UGUUUUCAAAAUGGAACUUGCUGUGUGAUCAUCGACAAGCUAAUUUUCUUGAUAAAUUUCUCCUUGCCAGGCCUUAGUUUUGCGAAAUCAAUAAUGAGCGACGAUGAAUCAAAUAUUUUCAAAGCUGAAGAAGCCAUCAAGUUUUUAGAAAAUGGAGAUCCGAAAGUCGAGACUUCCCUAGCAGUUGAAAGGAUUGAAAGUGUUGCUCAUAGCGAUGGUCUUCCACCUGAUCAACUUGUGAAUUUAGUCAAGAUAGCCACUAGUGGAAAAUAUGAUGAUAGUAUUUCUUCAAGACUUGUCAGAUCCCUGAUUCCACAGAAAUCAGUUCCUGGUAUAACAGUCGUGAUCAUAGCCUCAAGGAUUUGUAAUAUCCAUCUAUCUAUGAGGAUAAAGAGUUUGUUAGUUCGAUGGAUUAUACUCAUCUUUAACUUCAUUGAUGAUCUGAAAGAUGUGCAUUCUCUCUAUGGAAUCUUCUUUCUCCUUUUGGAAAGUGAAACUUUGUGUCCUCACUUAUGCCAUCUCUUGUAUUACCUGACAAGAAAGGAGGAUGUGAAGAAUUUUAGGAUCAGAAAACUGCUGGAUCUACAAAAUCACAGGGGAGUGAAGCCUUAUCAGUCUGCCUUACUUUCUGUUUACAAGAUACAUUGUCCAAACCUUUUCACCAUGACAGCGACAGCUUCAACUAAGAGAUUAUGGUUCAAGGAAACCGAUGAAUCCUGGAAAGAGGCAAUCAAGAAAGUUCAGCUCAAAUAUAAUGCAAGAAAACCAGUGGAAAGUUUUUUUCUUCCAGUGAGGACAUCUAAUCGUGUUGCGGUGACAAAGAGACGAAAACUUCCCGGAAACAUCAUUCCCGAACUACAGACUACCACGAUAAAUGAAAAGAAAACUUCCAUCGAGCAGCUCUUUUCCUUUAAGGAUCUACUUGCAAACAUUGAAAAAAUAGAGUUUCCGAGUCAGGUAGCCUCAGUGAUCAACUCGCCGUUCCUGCAGCACGUUUUGAGCUGUAAUCCAGACUUUGUCGUGUUACAAAGAUUCAACUUCUGGGUCAAUCAUACCUUGUGCGAAGAGUUACUUAACAGUUCAACGUCAAAAUCUGAUUCUUAUACCUGGAUGUUGUUGCAGCAUUUAAACCACUUCACAGGCUUCCUCCAAGAAUCUGUCCCGGCUGUGGAAGCUUUCUUGGUUCGAUUCCUUUUUACAUGGAACGGACUGGAUUUCAGACCAUUGAUUCUUCAGCUCGUAACUCAUCUUAGUAUGUGGCCGUUUCAACGUUUGAAUGAUUUAGUUCUUGAACCGCUUAGAAAACUUUUCUUUUCAUCACCAAUUUACGUGAAGUGUCAAGUUAUUUACUGCUUCACUGAACUGCUGAGGAAUUUCUUAGCGGUUGAGUUGCCGCGGCAACAAGAAUUACUUCAAGAGGAGCGUUCCCAAAGAGCACGUGAUCUGGCCAAUGUCUCGUUGUUUGUUGAAGACGAAGUUGAGGCUUUUGAUCCUCUGAAGACCAUUUAUGAUUUCAUACAGUUUGUGGAUAGGGUUUGUGUAGUGGGUUUACAGGUCGAAAAAGACCAUGCGCUGCUGCAGCAUUGGGUUUUAAACUUCUUUGAACUGGUUUCAACUUCCCAUCAACAGUUUUCUUUGCCAUUUGUCCUUAUUCCUUCCUCUGGGAUCAUCUACAGAAUGUUGUUUUCUAGUAAUUCCAUGGCUUUGUCAAGAUUGUGUCAAAUCAUUGUCAACUUCAAGAAGGAGUUUGAAUCUUUGAAGAUAACACAAGGAGAGUCUCAGGUUUCUCCUUUGGGAUUCCCCGAUGGAUUUCAAAGCAUCCAGAGAUUUAACCAGUAUAUCUUAGAUAUCUGUGACAGUUUGUGGAGAAACAAAGCUUUUAUAGACAGAGACAAAUCAUUUUGUUUCAGCAUGCCAAGCUCGGUGACAGACUCCCUCGAUGUGCGUCAUAUGAACGAGUUGUUCUCAAUCCACCAUCAUAUAUCUUUGGCAGGGGAGGCCUGGAAAUUUCUUCAUCAGACUCAGCCGACCGGGAUGAAGCUCACGCCAAGUCUUAUCAAGGGACGCUCUAGACGUGCUUACAUGGAGUUUUUGAGGCAGAGAAGCUUUGGUGGGAUUCUGGUAUUUUUGAAAACAUUUAUUAGACCACGUUCAUGACAUCAGCUCGCAGAGUGACGACGGUAGUGAAGACUACAAAUACUCCAGUUUUAACGGCCCUUUUAAAAGCUGCGUGACUUCAAACAGAAACAGAAGCCAAAGAGAGUUCACAAUUAAAUCGAAGGAGAGUUUUUCUUUACUCUUUUACUCCUGAUAUAUCUCCUUUGAGUAUUGUUGAGAAAACGAUUUGAAACUAUAUAAGAGGUGACAGACGUCAAACAUGAAAUAGAAGUGUUUUGGAACCGGAAUAAGCCUUAUGAGUCUUCAUGAAGGACUAUAUACCGCAGCUUAUGUGCCUUACAAGUUUAAAUAUUCAUGAUUGCGCCUAUUAUCAUGUAAUAUAUUUUUAAGAACAAAAACGUUCGAGGUAAUACACACUGCCAAGUCUGCCUAUGAGACAUUGUGAAAAAAAGUUUUAUUGUUCAUUAUUUUUGGAUUCUUAUACCUCUCAGAAAUGUAUUUAACUGUACCGAUAUCAGCAUCUUGUAAACUAGGUAUGGCUAAUCUUGUAACAAUAACAAACAAGCAGACUGAUCAUUGAAAAUGUGCUAUUCAAGGUUCCGAAGGAUGUCUAAUUUCAGAUUUCAAACAGGCCAAAACCAUAAAAUGUUCAAUUAAUCAGACCAUCUCCAAACUUUUCAUUGCAAUUUGCUAUUUCUAAUUUCCCUUUUUUAAUUGUAUAAAUGGGAAAGACUUAGUACCUAUUUUUUAACGCAAGAAAGCGGCGCAAAAAGUUACAAGAAAGUUAUAACUCGUCUCUUUCAAAAUGCAAAACCUGGAAUUGCUUCAGAAUAUUUUUGCGUUUCUCAAAUUCAUCUGCCUUAUUAGGGUGCAAUGGACCGGCGAUCAAGCGUUCCAAUCGAUCAAUUUCCUCGCUUAUGAUACCAGCUCCGUAACCCAUUACGCGAGUCAUAACAGACAUGUAAAAAUGAGCCUCGGUUUGGAACUUGUGCUUAAGGGCUUUUAUUUUAGCUUCUCUCAAUAUUUCUUCUCGCCUUUUGUGGUCCUUCAUAAACUGCACCGCUAUUUCGUUGAAGUCAUCCAAAAGGCCAGCCUGUUUAAACAGCAAAUUUCAAUAAACUCCAUGGCGCUCCAGAUGGCUAACACUAUUAAGGGCGUAUAGUAAUUUAAGUUAAGAAGUUGGGUUAAUCGAGGGUGGGACUAACAUUUUCGUUUUCAAGUAGAUGCGCGUUAAGUUUUCCAGCGAAUUAGCAAUUUUCAAGUAAAAUAAAUUUGCCUCUUUUAGUCCUAUAUCCCAUUUCAUAAUUUUAUUCUUGAAUUUCUGACACUUUUUUUAAGU
Molecule: messenger RNA, 3457 nt
Organism: Pocillopora verrucosa
Lineage: Eukaryota; Metazoa; Cnidaria; Anthozoa; Scleractinia; Pocilloporidae
Product: centromere protein I
Biological process (GO): mitotic sister chromatid segregation; CENP-A containing chromatin assembly
Cellular component (GO): inner kinetochore; kinetochore
Source: RefSeq, a predicted model, not a curated record